Gaeumannomyces tritici R3-111a-1 is the source of this 168-nucleotide messenger RNA. RefSeq lists its product as hypothetical. Lineage: Eukaryota; Fungi; Ascomycota; Sordariomycetes; Magnaporthales; Magnaporthaceae. Bases 1 to 168 code for a protein of 55 amino acids. The record is from RefSeq and is a predicted model, not a curated record. The transcript is spliced from 3 exons.
AUGCAAAUUUUUGUAAUUAAAAUAAUUAAACCGAAAUAUUUGGUUUUUUAUAUUAAAAAUUGGCAUUUCCGAAUGUUAAUAAUAAAGCCCGCGUUAGCAACCGAAUUUAAUAAUAAACGCCAUUUUUCAUUCGUUUUUUUAAAGCAAUUUCGUUUAAUAUUUUUUUAA